This is a messenger RNA of Miscanthus lutarioriparius, 510 nucleotides long. The record is from the annotation of a GenBank genome assembly. NCBI's taxonomy places the organism in Eukaryota, Viridiplantae, Streptophyta, Magnoliopsida, Poales, Poaceae.
AUGGCCGCCGCGGGCAAGCUCCUCCUCCUGGCCGCCGCCGCCGUCCUGGCGGCGUCCCUCGUCGCCGACGCGCGCCCGUGCGGCCACGCGCAGACGCUCCUCGUCUCCUUCUCCUCCGUCUCCAGGCCCAAUCCGGACCCCACCAACCCCACGCCGCUCACCACCACCGUCGUCACCGUCCUCCGCGUCCGCCGCCUCGGCCCGCACCAGAUCCGCCGCCCCGUGGCCCUCCCCUCCGCCGAGCCGGAGGUCGCCGCCUCGUCCGUCCAGGACCGCGCCAAGGACAUCCUCGUCGUCGUCUCCGGCCUCCUCUUUGGCUUCGGCUGCGGCGCCCUCACCGCCGCGUCCAUGUACCUCGUCUGGUCGCUCCUCGCCUCCACCUGCGCCUCCGGCUACGACGACGACGUCUACAGCGACGACGAGGACCAGCUGUCCGACUCCGAGAGCCCCAAGAAGGCCGGCUACGUCAUCAUCCACGACGCCGACGAGUACGGCGCUGGUAAGAAUUAG